AUGAAGUCGGCCUGCAAACCCCACGGCUCUCCUGCGGGAGCGUGCGGCGCGGCCCCGUGCGCGGGAGCAGCGGAGCGCGCGGUCUCGUGCGCCGGGCCCGGGCGGCUGGAGAGCGCGGCGCGCAGGCGGCUGGCGGCCAAUGCGCGCGAGCGGCGCCGCAUGCAGGGGCUGAACACCGCUUUCGACCGACUGCGCAGGGUGGUGCCACAGUGGGGCCAGGACAAGAAGCUGUCCAAAUACGAGACGCUGCAGAUGGCGCUCAGCUACAUCGUCGCGCUCACCCGCAUCCUAGCCGAAGCCGAGCGGGACUGGGUGGGGCUGCGCUGUGAGCAGCGGGCCCGCGAUCACCCCUACCUCCCAUUCCCCGGUGCUAGGCUCCAGGUAGACCCUGAGCCCUACGGGCAGAGGCUCUUCGGCUUCCAGCCGGAGCCCUUCCCCAUGGCCAGCUAA
Messenger RNA from Apodemus sylvaticus (European woodmouse), 450 nucleotides. RefSeq names its product atonal bHLH transcription factor 7 (gene Atoh7). Lineage: Eukaryota; Metazoa; Chordata; Mammalia; Rodentia; Muridae. Gene Ontology annotation, molecular function: protein dimerization activity. The transcript has a single exon. Gene Ontology annotation, biological process: regulation of DNA-templated transcription; neural retina development. The record is from RefSeq and is a predicted model, not a curated record. Bases 1 to 450 code for a protein of 149 amino acids.